This is a messenger RNA of Vidua chalybeata, 6790 nucleotides long. RefSeq names its product peptidase inhibitor 15 (gene PI15). The transcript is spliced from 6 exons. Gene Ontology annotation, cellular component: extracellular region. The record is from RefSeq and is a predicted model, not a curated record. Lineage: Eukaryota; Metazoa; Chordata; Aves; Passeriformes; Viduidae. The coding region runs from base 199 to 975 and encodes 258 amino acids.
GCACAGUUUUGUUCUUUGGGGGGUUGUAAUAAGAGACACUUCUUCACAAAGGUUCAUAUCAUCACAUAGGAGAGUGCUGUAUAUACUGGGAGAACAAUAGACUCUGUUCUUUUUUUCUUGGUAUUAUCCAGAGAUUUGCUUUCUGCUGCCCUGACUUAAAGCAGAGUACCUCUGUGGCCUGUCUCCUUUGGCCCCAAAAUGACAGUAAUUGCUGCAAUCAGUUGUUCUCUUUUAUUUUCCCUUCUUUGUGAAACAAGUGCAUUAGUGUUACCCAACUCCACUGACCUAUUCCUGUCAGACAGUAAUUUCACUGACAUCAAGACAGCUUUGGCAGCUCAUCUGGACUCUGCAAAAAUUCCCAAAGCCAGGCGGAAGCGCUACAUUUCUCAGAAUGACAUGAUUGCCAUUCUUGAUUAUCAUAAUCAAGUCAGAGGCAAAGUCUUCCCACCUGCUUCCAACAUGGAAUAUAUGGUUUGGGAUGAAACUCUUGCCAAAUCUGCUGAGGCCUGGGCUGCUACAUGCAUUUGGGAUCAUGGUCCUUCCUAUCUUCUGAGAUUUUUGGGCCAGAACUUGUCUGUAAGAACUGGAAGGUAUCGAUCUAUUCUCCAGCUGGUAAAGCCAUGGUAUGAUGAGGUGAAGGAUUAUGCUUUCCCUUAUCCUCAAGAUUGCAACCCUAGGUGCCCAAUGCGAUGUUAUGGACCCAUGUGCACCCAUUACACACAGAUGGUUUGGGCCACUUCCAAUCGUAUAGGCUGCGCAAUCCACACAUGCCACAAUAUGAACGUCUGGGGAUCUGUUUGGCGGCGAGCUGUUUACUUGGUAUGCAACUAUGCCCCAAAGGGGAAUUGGAUUGGAGAAGCACCAUAUAAAGUUGGAGUCCCAUGUUCAGCUUGUCCUCCAAGCUAUGGAGGUUCUUGUAUCGACAAUCUUUGUUUCCCAGGAGUAACAUCAAACUACUUAUAUUGGUUUAAAUAAGUUAAGGUUAACAUUAUUUUAAAGAAAACCCACAGAUGCGUAACAAGAACCUUGUGUAUUAAAUUUUGCACAUAUUAUAUAUAGAGAGAUAUUGUAAUAAUACUCUGAUAUUUUCUUUUUGUAUGCUUUUCUAUAAUUAGCUUUCAAAGUACAGUAUAAUUUGGUUUUAACACUUUGGGAUUUAAGACUCACAUUAUCCCUUUUAGAUUAACAUUUUGUUAAAGGAGAGCAAACCCAUUUUAAUCUUAGCAAGUAUAGCUUCCUGAACAUUAGAUUAUAUUAAAAGCACAUCAGAAGAUAGAAUAUUACUUCCUUUUAAAAACAAUAGCUCUAGAAAGAGAAGGGUCAUUGGUUAAUACUGUGCUUUAAAAAUGGAGUGUGACAUGCAAAGGAACAAAUUGUCCUCACACUCCCAAUAGUUCCUCCUGUUUACACCUGUGCUUCCACCUGCAAUAUCAGCGGGACACUGAGCAGGGGAAAACAUAUGUGCAAGAGAAACUGCAGGAUAUUACCUACCUCAUGCACAGCAUCAAUUCAUUUAUGGUGUUUCGAGAGUUCAGCACAUGGCUGCUGCUAUCACAUGUCUGUGUGCAGACAAGAAUAUUGAAGAGGAUGAGGAACCACACAGAUAAGAUGCAGUGGCUGUUAACUCAUGUGCAUAAAGUCUUAUCUAGAUAGAAGGCUACAUCACUGUAAAAAUACUGAUAUAACAGCACAGCUUGACUCUACCUUCCUGUAUUUCUGAACACAGUCAUAGUUCUAUAAUGGUGCUUGGCAGGAGUAUAUUUAUUCUUUUGCAGGAAGAAAUAUAUUGCUACAAAGCAAUAUCCAUCGAUACAUGACAUCCAUAGUAUUUUUUACACUAUAGGUUUACCAGUAUAUAUGUUGUCCCUCUGACUGAAAUUCAGUUGAGAAUCAGGAGAGAUCAGACCUAAAAACAAGUAGGAAGAUUUGUAAAUAAAAGACUUCAGAGAUCUUUAAAAAUUAUAUAGAUUUGUUGCAAAAAAUCAAAAUUUCUAAAGUCAUUGCUAGUGCCAUUAAAAAUAUAUUGCACUGUUUCCUGAAAAUAUCUGUGUGCAUUAUUAAAAACCAAAUCUGCCAAAAAUUUUCUGCCAAAAUCUGGAUGCCUUAUAGGUUCCUAAUAGAGACGUUAAAACCAAAAUAUUAUACAGGUACUUUCCUUGAAAAACUGAUUAUUAAAAUUAAGAGAUCAAAUGUCUGCCACUGUUACUAGGUCAUUGAAAUAACCUUGAAUUUUGGCUUUAUGUUACAGGGCAGAAUAUACUCCACUUUAAAUAUAAGUGUUUAGGCUGAUUGCACUGCUACAUUUAGAUCUCUGAAAUUUAUGAACUUUGAAAAGCAAUACUGAGUAGAGUAAGUGGAACAACAGAGGAUAAUUUCACUAGAGCUACAUAUGUAUGUAUCUUUAAGUCACUAAUUCAGUGUUUUUAGGGUAUUUGAGAUAGUCUGUCACCAGAAUAUGAAGCAACAUUCUGGUGAUAUAAAAAGAAAUAUGAGAAUUUGAAUUCUUCACAUUAGUUAUUCUUUUUCUCCAGCAAGAUAUCUGGAACAGGCUGUAUAGUGUAUGAAAUGUAGCAGCCCCUCUCUAUCUGUCUGCACUCUGAUCCCUCAGAGAACUUCAGCAGCAGAUCUAUGGCUCUUCAGAUAUUUCUGGUUAGUGACACUUCUGUAUCUGACAGGACAAGAACUAGACAGGCAUAUUGCCUUUAGAUGUGUCCAUGUUGUGAAAGGAUAACUGUAAUAUUCUACUAACUUUUAUCCUAACAGGUACAAUAUAAACAUUUUUCCUUUUGUUUUCAAAGGAGUUUGGACUUGAACAGUACUCAAUCAGUCAAAUACUUUGGCAGAGUAAAAGCCAGUCCUAUUUUGGGAGUGAAAGACAACCUCUUUGCAUUAUCUGUGUACACACUGAAGUAAAUGAGACAAAACUAUUUGGUGGGUGACUAGCCUCUCAGCCAGCGCAGUUUUUGCCAAAGAUGCAGGUGAAAAAUGCAUUUUUGUUCUGCAUAAGAAAUCUUCUAUAGAGGUAAAGACAGACCAGUUAAAGCAGUGCAUCUAGCCAUUUUCAGUAUUUUUAUUUUUGAAAUACAAAUAGGAAGCAGAGCAUAAGAAAAAGUUCAGGUUAUGCCAUGAAGCCUACAACAGUAGGUCUAACAAUAAAUGACUAUGCACUUUGAAACUUGCAACUUGUAUGUUAUAUGGUACAUUUUCCAAACAGGACUAGACAUUGUAAAUUAAUUUAUAAUUCUGUAAUUCAGCUGAAAUUAUUAUCACGGGUAUAUAUGUUAUCGUAUCUGUUACUUUUUAAGUUGCUACAAAUACCUUGAUUUUGUGGAAUAUUUUGUUUUCUGUGAAUAUAGAAAACUUUGCUUUUAACAAAUAGGUAUGCAGGUUUUUUCACAACAUCCCAUAAUGGUGCUAGGGAUUAACUAUUGUAAUCACACUGUAAUUGACAGCAGCAAAAUAUGAUCUGGAAAUAAGCUAUGUCAUACGAGCAGCUCCUGAUAAAACCAGCCAUAAGCACUCAAGCAUUAGCUGAAUAGUUUUUCUUUUAACAGAGAGCAUUAUAGAUCAUCAGAUAUUUGAUUGCCACAUGAAAUUUCCACUUUAAAGUGGAAGGUCUUUCUGUAUUGCCUAUUUUAAUUGCCCCAGUUUCUAUUAUCUUUUUGCUCUUGGGCCAGGUAAUGACAAUGCCAGUAAAGCUCUAUUUUGAUUGCCAGUGCCAGUGCUUCCUGACUGACUACCUGACACGAAGUGCUGCUACAAGAAAAGCACUGAAAUACACAAAAGACUUCAGAUGUCUUUGGCAAUUUUAAUACAUGCUGAGCUUGAUGAGUUCAAGGCCAUGCUGAGGCAAACCAUCUCCAGCUGCUAUUCUGAUGGCCUUGAAGUACUAAUUUCUUCUCAGCAGAGGGCUGUGCCUUUAAAGACAGAGAAAUUAGCUCAGACUUCUGUUCUAAAUAUAAAAUUGUAAAAGUAUGCACAAGCUAAAAUAAGGCAAAAAUUAUUUUUUGUCAAAAUACUAUGAGAGGAAUAAGACUAAAAAUGAUAUAACAAAAUUGAUAUAAUUAAUUAUUGAGUGCAGCUGUUUAUAAUAAUAUCUGUUUGUGACUUUUUGCCUCAUUUAAACAUUUAAGGUGAUGGGGAGCCAUUGAUACCUUUUGGUGCUAACCUCUGUUCUGGUGCUGAAGUUACAGAUUAUUUUUUAUGGAAAUAUUACCAUAUACACUCCAGUGUUUGUGAGAUCUUUUUCAGCUAAACAUAUAACUUGCCACUAGGUCAGAUUUGCUUUCAGAGUUCCUUUUUAUGGUUGUUUCAGGCUCUAAUAAGAGUUUUAUGUGCAUCAGAGAGGAAAAUGUAUUCCAGUUCAAAACCAAAACAAACAGUACCCUCCCCUCCUCACAACAGGCGAGUGCCUGUGGAACAAAUUACGGGGAGAGUAAGACCUCUGAGAGUCAUGACUUCAGAUUGAUGCUGAGCAAGUUUUAGUGAUUCCAGAUCAUCUCUCUGAAAAAUAAAUGACUUCAGAAAAUCCGGGCUUGACCUUGCACAUUUAUCCUUGGUAUCUAAUCUUUGAGAUCAGUUUUUUUUCCUGAAUUUGAGGUGAGUUUGAUCAAGUCUUAGUGAAAACCAGAGGAGUUUUAAUAUAACUUCUGUAGGAAUGAAAAAUUGGAUUCCAUGAGAGCUUUGUGAACAGUAAAAUUACACUUCAUAUGCCAUGCCCUAUUAAUACUGGGAAAUACCGUGGGGCUUUGAAAGAGGAAGCCUCCCAGAGCAAAAGUAUUGUGACUGCACGGAAAGAAAUAUAUCUGUGUCUAUAUCCACAUCUGUAUCUGUAGGCAGGUGGAUAGGUGUAUGAUAGGUGAUAGAUAAAUAAAUUUAUACAUUCUCCCAGAGGAUGGGGUUGCAAGCAUCGAUGCCCUCUUGUGGUUGAGAAUGCCACUACUCAUUACCUAGGAAUCCAAGAGGUUCUAGGUUUUUUUGAAAACAAACGCAAAUCUAAAGUUUUCGGCCUUGAUUUUAGAGACACAUGACUUUGUCUGUUUCCUUUGAGAAAAGAAGUGCAGUGCACAACUCUUCCAUUUCUUAGUUUUACAUGAUUUGUAAGUACAGAACUCAAUUACAGUUUUAUUAGCUGGUGACUACCUAACAUACAGAGUGUUAUGAAUAUGAGGUAAAACAGAGUUAUUCAGAUGUCAGAAGAAUUUUUAGAAGUGUUAAGUCAGAUAUACUACUUAAAAACCAGGGUGUGGGAAGCGUCAUUACUCAGAUACUAAAUUAUGAUGAUCCCUAAUAAAAUCUUAAAGGCCUGAAUUACUGUUGCAAUCUGCCCAUUAUUGGUAAGUUUUCAAGAUAAGACUCUUACUUUCCUAUUCCAGAAUGAGAUGAUCUUGGAAUCCAAGCACACAAAAUUUUUGUAGUGCUUUUUAAAACUGCAGAAUUUAAAAUUGCUCUAGUGCUCUAGUUCUCAGAUGACACGUAUUUGGUCUGGUGGUCUCAAAGUGCACAAACUUUCUUGUUUAAAUUUGCAAGAAGAAUGUUGAAAUUCUAUCAAUAGAAGCCUGAAAUAGCAAUAACCUUCUCAAUCUGCUUUCUUUCAAUAGAAAAGAGUUGAAAAAAUUAAGAAAAAAUAACAAUUACCCAUCUGAUUGAUUCAACAGCCUAUCUGGUUAAUUCCAGAAAUGAUAAAAUAAAUUGAUUUCAAUACUUUCUUCCUGCUUAGUUUUCAUUUCCUAAUUUACCCUCAGGGUAGAGUUAUUUUCUGUUAGAAAAGAAUUACAGGGCAAUGCAUUUUUGAAUUCACACAAGUCAGUGGAACAGAUAGAAAGUUUUGAUUGUUAUCCACAUUCUGUAGAGUUCCCCUGAGUGUGAUCUGUGAGAAAUCCAGACUGAAAUGGUUGCAAUUCAUUAUCUUCUUCUGCCAAAAGACAAAACUCAGAGUGGAAGAAGAGUUUAGCAUGUUAUCAUUGAGUAAUAAGAUUGUAAAUUCUUUAAAAUCCCUCAUACUGAAAGUGCAUAUAAAUUAUAAUUAGGGUUAUGUUGGCCAGCAGGAAAGAGAGGGAAUAUCUUGCAGGUUAUAUGUUUAGCUCACAACAGCAAUUGUCAUUCAAAUCACUGGCUGUUCAUCAUGCUGCUAACUCUACAGCUUCAGUAGACCAUCCUGUAAGUCGGGAAGUAUCUUAGAUGUGAUGUUUAAAGUAAUAAAAUUCUUUCUUAAGAGUGAAUGGUAAUGUUGAAAUCAAUAACUCUUAGGAGUUAAACAGCUUUGUUUCAGGUAGGGCGCUCUAAUGUAAUUGAAAUGGUGCUUAAAGGCAGGGUUCAUUUAAGAAGCAAACCAUCUAUAGAUGUUUUUUUCCAUAUGCAACAAGGAAAGACUUUUCUGAGGAUUAAAGAUGCUUGGGAUUAGAAAAUAAGUCUAUUUCUGUGUUUUUUUAUCUGAACCCAUGUGAAAAAAAUGUUCAGUGUUUAUAGAGUUAAAUGCUUCCCCCCACCCCCCCCAUUAUAUAUUUUCAUUUUUCUUGUUCAGGUUUUUUUGAUAAUUGUGUGGGUGGGGUUGUAUCUGGUUUCUUGGAGAAGAAAGCUUGUUGUCUAACAUGUGUUGCAGUGAACUUUCCAAUGUAUCAUUUCUUUCCGUGUUGUCAUAUGACACUAUAUAUAUAUAUGUUAUACCUGAGAUAUAAAUUUGUAUCCCUGUUUCAACUUCUAAUGCUACGAAACUGUACACCAUUUUGAUCUGUUUUGUAACAUCUAUGCAUUUAAAUAAAUAAGUAAAAUUAUCAAUAUUUACAAUUUA